AAAGAAAGAAUCUAGUAAACAGAGGACAUGUGUCGGACAAAAUUAUUUUCAGCUUUAAACUUAUCACCGGGUUGUUUUAUAAAUAGAUUUUUGACAUCAAAAUGUUAUCUAUCAGUUGGUCGACGACUGUCUUCUUUCCACCAAGGAAAUGUUUUAAUUCAUGAUACAUAUUUGACACAUAAAAAUCAAUGUUUCAUCAAACGUCGUCUGCUACAAAAUACUUCACUACUACUACUAGACCAUAAAACUGGAAAGUUAUUACCAAAUCUUCCUAUUGUCAAUAUCAAAAGAUUUGUAUCUCACCAGCAAACGACUGAUCAGAAUAGGAAAAGAAUUUUGACUUAUGCAACAUAUUUUUCAUGUGCAAUUGGGGCUGUUUUAUUGACAGUUGUUGGUGCAAAGGAGUAUAAAAAAUUGACAAGAAGAGCACGCGGUAUUGAAAAGAUAGCAGAACCAUUGCUUGGUAGACGUAAAUAUCUGUACAAGUAUAGAGGUUAUAUUUAUGAUGAAUACAUUGUUGACCAUGUUGAUAAGAUUCAUCAUUUUCAGAUACGAGAAGAUGAUGUUUGGGUUCUGUCCUAUCCAAAAGCAGGAACAACAUGGAUGGAAGAAAUUGUAUACUUGAUUAUGAAUGAUUUGGAUAUAGUAAAAGCAAGAAGUAAAAUUAUUGAGGAAAGAAUACCAUUUUUUGAAUAUGCAUAUCCAGGAUUUAAAGCUGUGACUGCUAUGGAAUCGCCAAGAAUUAUCAAAUCUCAUCUGCCUAUGUCAUUUUUACCCAAACAGAUUAAAGAUAAGAAACCAAAGAUUGUCUAUGUUGCAAGAAAUGCUAAAGACACUGUUGUAUCAUUUUACCAUUUCUUUAAGAUGCUAAAACUUAUCAAUUAUUCUGGUAAUCUCAAUGAUUUUGUUGAUGGUUUUUUGGAUGACAAAAUUAUAUAUUCUCCCUGGUCAAAACAUGUUUUAGAAGCCUGGAAAAUUAAAGACGAGGAAAAUAUUUUAUUUAUUAAAUAUGAAGACAUGAAAAAGGAUAUUUCAUCAGUGAUACAACAAUUAUCCCUAUUUUUAAAUAGACCCCUCACAGAUCAACAAAUAAAACUAAUAGUUGAAUGUACCAAAUUUGAUGCCAUGAAAAAUAAUCCAGCAUCUAAUUACUCCUGGAUGAAAGGAUGGGGUAUUAAAGAUGAUAAAGAAUUCCUUAGAAAAGGUAUAAUAGGUGAUUGGAAAAAUGAAUUAACCACUGACCAGAUUGAAAGCAUUGAUAAAAUGGUGGAUACUAAACUAGGAAAUUCAUCUUUGGUUUUUGAAGACAAAUGAUAUAGGUGUUUAUAAUUUCUAAUCUUUAAUGAGAUACAUUUAGUUUGAAUUAUUAAAUAAAUUUUUUAAUGAUU
Patella vulgata (common limpet) is the source of this 1388-nucleotide messenger RNA. RefSeq names its product sulfotransferase 1B1. Lineage: Eukaryota; Metazoa; Mollusca; Gastropoda; Patellidae. The record is from RefSeq and is a predicted model, not a curated record. Gene Ontology annotation, cellular component: cytoplasm. The transcript has 6 exons. Gene Ontology annotation, biological process: sulfation. Gene Ontology annotation, molecular function: sulfotransferase activity. The coding region runs from base 28 to 1314 and encodes 428 amino acids.